Messenger RNA from Fundulus heteroclitus (mummichog), 2002 nucleotides. RefSeq names its product sphingosine kinase 1. Lineage: Eukaryota; Metazoa; Chordata; Actinopteri; Cyprinodontiformes; Fundulidae. The record is from RefSeq and is a predicted model, not a curated record. Gene Ontology annotation, biological process: negative regulation of apoptotic process; sphingosine biosynthetic process; cellular response to growth factor stimulus. The transcript is spliced from 5 exons. Bases 108 to 1769 code for a protein of 553 amino acids. Gene Ontology annotation, cellular component: intracellular membrane-bounded organelle; cytoplasm; membrane.
CAGCCGCAGUCUCCCCACUCUGCUCUCAUCUUAUCAGCGAUGUGACAGCGCAGCUGGAGCUGUGUCCAGGAUCCCGUCCGCGUCUCGCUCUCUGGCAUCCGCUCAGGAUGGAUCGGAGGAGAGCUGACUCCGACUUCAUAACCGCCUCCAGCCCUGUCACGCUGUACGGAGAAUUUACACAGGGCAAUAAUCGAAAAGUCAGAUGCGCCGUCCAGCUGACCGAGAAGGACCUCGUCGUCCAGAGGCUCUCGUCCGCACCUGUCGGUCGGAACAAAGUGGUGCUGAGCCUGAGGGAGUGCGUCGGCUGCCGGGCUUACCGGGAGGAUGACAAGGCAGACCCGUCUGCGUACUUUGCAGCCUACUUUUACCCGCUGAGGAAGCGCCGCUGGAUGAAAUGUGCGCCGUGGCGGCAGCGCGUGGAGCUUUGCUUUCGGCUCGCGGCGCUCCAGGAGCCGCACGCCAACCUGGAGGAGGCAGAGAAGUGGGCUCGCGCCGUGAGAGAGCGCUCUGCCCGGCAACAGCACCUCCGAGACGGGGUGUUGCUGAGCUCCUUGCCCCGUCCAUGCCGGCUGAUGCUGUUUGUGAACCCACAGAGCGGGAAAGGACAAGCACUCUCUCUGUAUGACAACCACAUCCGGCGAAUGUUCAAUGAGGCCGGAGUUAUCCACACACUCAUUAUCACCGAGAGGCAGAAUCAUGCCCGAGAGCGUGUGAGAGACGCUGAGCUGUCACAGUGGGACGCUUUAGUCAUCAUGUCAGGAGACGGACUUCUGCACGAGGUGAUAAAUGGUCUGCUGGAAAGACCCGACUGGGAGGAGGCCAUCCGCACACCGCUGGGUAUCCUUCCUAGUGGAUCAGGCAAUGCCUUGGCUGCAUCUGUACAUUACUACUCUGGAGUCCCUCAGGUGACCAGCGAGGAGCUCCUUGUCAGCUGCGGGUUCCUGCUCUGUAAAGGACUGGUGUCUCACAUGGACCUGGUCUCCCUCCAUCUGUCCUCGGGCGAUCGCCUCUUCUCCUUCCUCUCCCUGGCCUGGGGCUUUGUGGCCGACGUUGACGUGGAAAGCGAGAAGUACCGCCACGCUGGAGCCGCCCGGUUCACCGUUGGCACGCUAGUGAGGCUGGCGUCUCUCCGCAUCUACAAGGGUAAGCUGGCUUACCUUCCCGCCAGCAGGGGGCGCAGUAAGGACAACGUUCUGCAGAAAGGCGCGGCAGCGUGCUGCAGAAAUCCAGCCUCUUGCUUGGAACCGUCCUCUUCUGCGAAACAACCAUCGGAAGAUUCCUGCCCCAACACCUGCCACUCCAACAACUCCCUGAAACUGAGGAGGACGGAGGGUAAAUCUGCCCAAAGUGCCACCAAGGACCUUCCCGGCCCCCCCGACACCCUGCUGCCACCUCUGGAUCAGCCGCUGCCGUCUGACUGGGUGCUGGUGCCAGAGGAAGACUUUGUCCUCAUGCUGGCCAUGUAUCAGUCCCACCUGGCCGAGGACCUUCUGGCAGCUCCUGACGCCCGCUUGGACGAUGGAGUCAUUCAUCUUUUCUACGUGACAGCGGGGAUAUCUCGCAAUGCACUGCUUAGACUGUUUUUAGCCAUGGAGAAGGGCACACAUCUGCAUACGAACUGCCAACAUCUGGUGCACGUUAAGGUGCAGGCACUGAGGCUGGAGCCCGGUACGGGCAAAGGGAUCAUAACGGUGGACGGAGAAGUGGUGGAGUACGGAGCGAUACAGGCCGAGGUGCACGGAGGCCUCGGGAGGCUGAUCAGUGGAUGAGACGAGCGGACAGCGGCGGCAGCUUUCAUCCCCGCUGCGUGAAGUUAAAGCUGCUUAACGAGCGCGAUGAUGUCAGACACGUUCAGGAGGAGGAGGUCUUCAGAUCACGCUUCACCUGAAGAUGCUGUGAUGUUGGACGUAACAGCAAGAGUGUCCGAUUGUUUAACCAAACAUCCUAAUCAUACAUUUAUCUUUUACACCAUCACAUAUUAGGGUAAGACGUCUAAAAAAAA